This is a messenger RNA of Pseudozyma hubeiensis SY62, 789 nucleotides long. RefSeq lists its product as hypothetical. The record is from RefSeq and is a predicted model, not a curated record. Bases 1 to 789 code for a protein of 262 amino acids. Lineage: Eukaryota; Fungi; Basidiomycota; Ustilaginomycetes; Ustilaginales; Ustilaginaceae. Gene Ontology annotation, molecular function: chloride channel activity. The transcript has a single exon.
AUGAACAGGAGGGACGAGGAGAGGCAGAAGGUGGAAGGUUCACUGGCUGCAGUGGUGUUCUUCAGCAUCAGCUUGAUGUGCGAGAUGCGGGGUCGCACGCUGCGUCUUCCGUCGCAAAUCGCAUACAGAGAGGCAGGACGAUACGAGUCGCACGACUUGUUGUAUGGUGAUCUCCUCGAUACCCUGCCACAACCGCUCAAAGAUCUUGCCCAACGACACCGCGACAACCACGACGAAGCGGAAGAAGAAGACACAGCCAGUGUUGCGGAAAAGCGCAAGCAGCUCGAUAAUCUCAAUCCUCCGCCCGAAGUGCAGCCGGCCAUCUCGCACCCCCCACAAUCUUCAGUUGUCACCAACCUAGCGCUGUCCUCCCUGGUCCUGAUCCAGCGAUCCCUCGACGCGCUCCAUUCUUCCCAUACACUUGCAUCUCCAGUCUACGCCCACUGCAUCGGCCUGCUCAACAGUCUCUCGUCCCACAUGACCGAGCUCGAGCGCAUCCGCGACACACCCAUCCCGCUUUCCGUGUCGCGUCACUUUUCUCGUCUGCUUGUCAUCCACACCGUCUUGCUGCCGGUGGUGGUGGUGCAGAGGUUGGACGGGCAACGUUGGUGGUUGUGUGCGUUGAUAGUGGGCGUGGUGACGAGCAUGCUGUACGGAGUCGAUAGCUUCGCAACCAGGCUGGGCCAGCCGAUGGGGUUGGACAGGGAGGAUCUGCCGUUGGAGAGGUAUGUGAAGCAGGUGCAGGACGAAUGGAUUCAGAUGAGGAGUGUCGGUCUUGCUGCAGAUUGA